CUUGCUGGGACUUUGCUUUUCGCCUACCAACUAACUACCACUCCAAAAGCAAGAAGAAUUACCAGCGAGUCGAUUGUUUUCAAAUUAAUAUAAAACUGGUUGUUUUGAUGAAAAAAGCAAUAUGGAAUGAAUGUUGGUAGGAAAAGUGAUUUGUUUCCUUUCGAAACUUGUACCAGAUUACCGCUCCCCUCGCUGGAGCCAACUCUUUUGCAAGAGCUAGGGGUUUUGAAUGAAAAUGAAAAUGCCAAACGAAAAUAUCAUAAAUUGUCAGCAGGCUUGGAAGAGUUUUCCUUAGCGAAAGACCAUACAUUGCUGGGAAAGGACGCUAUUUUGGGCGUUUCCACUACCUCUUCGAUUGAACCUAAGAGAGAAACUACAAAUGAAAAUAUAGAUGGAAACUAUUAUUUUUUGGAGUCUGUUGCAGAUAGAAAACGCAUAAAGUCCCAGAGCCCGGAUUUGGAUUCUGCCUGCUAUAAUGAAGACGCGUUUAUCGACUCGAACAUUUUGGGUUGCUAUUCGAAUUGGGAGGGUACAAAUUAUAUCUCGAAAGAAGCAAAAACGCCAUUUUUUUCAGAGUGUCCUGCUCUUGUCUACGAUGCCUUUCUACAUGAAGACGGGUCCCCCGAAGCUUCAUCUGUUCUACGGCUUUCAUCUCAACAGGUGUAUUUGGCACUAUGUGCUUUGGUUCAGGGGUUUGAAACGUGUUUGUUUUUCUGGGAUGACGAGAAUGCAACGUUUCGUGUUCCUAACCUUGUUUCCAUGUCGGGAACUUCUCAGCUUUCCUUUAGUAGUUUUGUGACGGAAUUCAUCUCGUUUGGUACGUUGGUACGAAACUCUAUAAAGAAAAUAAAGAACCCGAUAUCCAUCGGACAAUUUUACCUGUUUAACUUUUGCGCAAAUGGUAUUACUCAGUAUCGGAAGGAGUUACAGUCUUUAUUAUUAGACUUUCAUUCCCCCAUUAGGGGACCUUUAUCCCUAUUGAAUUAUAUCCGAAGGUUUGAUCCUUUGUUCCGUAUGCUUAAAUACGUUUUGUCUAUGCCACCCUCUCGUCAAGAUACUAUAUCAAUAAUGAACGCUCUUUAUGAUUAUACGAUUAUUUGCCAAAACACCAGAAGCUAUCCAAUAGCUUUGGAAUGCUUCGUUUAUUGUUCUGACCCUUUUUUUCUAAAACUAAAUGCUGCAUUGGACUUUACGGUUACCAAUAAACGUAUACAACACUUCGUUCAGUCAUUCCCCAACUUUUUCCCUUCUGAGCUUUCUUUGCUUCUGGCUGAAUUCUUGAAUUCCUUCACUAUGGUUCAGCAGUAUCCUGUAUUUUUUGAAACACUACGACCAAAGUUAGCUACUUCUCUUAAAGUUGGUUUCAGUCUUCGUGAGAAUCUCUUAUUUCCUACACCAAAUAAAUCAUCAAUAGACUUAUCAGCCAAUGCUUUUCCAAAGGAGAAACAAAAUGUUGGUGAAGAAGACAAUUUUGAAGCUCUGCUUGAAAAAAUGAAUAUGACUCCAAACAUCGACGAUGAGGUCUCUGAAUUACACUUUGUCGAAGGUCCAGAGGGAAUGUUACCAUUGGGUAUGGUGAUGCAAUUAUGUAUAUAUAAUCCGAUUCAGGACUAUAUUCUAGUACUUAUGCGAACUCUGUAUGAAUCUUUGUUUACGCAAUGUUUUGCUUCUGAAGUAUUAAGACUUUUACAAAACGUAUGCUGCUUUCAAAGCCCUGCGUUUGUUGACGAAACAAUGUGUUUUCUAAGAGAUGAUUUCUUUGGAUUAGAUGAUUCAUAUUCCUUGGAGCAUGCAUUCGUUGCAUUUGCAUCUUUUUCAAAACAAUGCACAUCUCAUGAAAUGGAACGUCUAGGCUUUGAUAAAUCUGCAAGUUCCAAUAUACAAUUGCUUCUACAUUACAACGAAGGAGAAAUCCCGUCCAAGGAGUUUGGUGCUCUGGGUUUAAAGUGCAAGAUAUAUGGCCCCUUACAAAUGUUGUUUCCAAAAGAAAUAUUAGAACUCUAUUCUAAAAUCUUUUCUAUGGUAUCUUUUUUUUUUGAGCAGAAAGUGCUAAUAGAAUAUGAAUUUCAACAUAGUCGACGACUUUGGGAAAAAAAGGUUCGAAUCGAAAAAUGGCUUUUCUAUCAGAACAUAAAGAGCAAAAUUUUUGAUUUGAUACACGUUGUUAUUCCGGAAACUAUUGCUUCUUUUACUGGUCCUUUCCUAUCGCUUUCCUCAUUUUCAUCGGACAGGCCAGUCAACAUAUUUUCUUCUGAAAUAAAUGGAAAGCAUAAAGAAAGCUUGAUGUUGUUAAUAAAAGAAGUAGAAGCCAAACUACCCUCUAUUGACGAAGCUCAAGGACAAGGCAAUUGAAUAUUUAUUUUUAUUUUUAUUUUAUGCUUCUCAAAAGCUCUUUCCAAUUCUCAACAAACCAUAGAUAUUUUAUACAAUUUUAUUAAUUUUAAGAUAUUAUGGAAGGAUAAUUAUUAAAUAAACAACCAACAACUUUUAAACAUA
This is a messenger RNA of Schizosaccharomyces octosporus yFS286, 2496 nucleotides long. RefSeq names its product gamma tubulin complex subunit Alp16. The record is from RefSeq and is a predicted model, not a curated record. Lineage: Eukaryota; Fungi; Ascomycota; Schizosaccharomycetes; Schizosaccharomycetales; Schizosaccharomycetaceae. The coding region runs from base 127 to 2352 and encodes 741 amino acids. The transcript has a single exon.